AUGGAGAUUGAGGUCGACGAGGACCUCCUGCGGACGGUCGCGACGGGUGGUCAGAUGGAUUAUGGUCUAUGGCCCGCCCUAUCGCAAGGAAUCAUCUCGAGGCUAGAUAAGAUCGCCCAUAAUGAAUUUCCUAUUCCGAACCUGCCCACCCCUCCUCAACCAAUUAACGCGUCAGGCCAACAACCGCGACUCCUCUCGCCGCUUCCUUCCUCCUCCAUCGAACCCGCCAGCAGCCUGCCUUCAUCGCAGGACGCCGACAAAGAGAACAGCAAGUCCAACGUCCCGUUGUCAUCGACGAUCCCCGUCGAAAGCGAAGCCGCCAACACUGCCGCCGCCGCCCCGGGGUCUCUUCCCGCCCAGAUCGUGUCCAUGCUCGAGGAGAUCAACUCCGUCCUGUCGACCUUUCCCAAGUACCCGCCGCAUACGAUUCAGCGCCUUGCGGAGCUUGUGCUCGAGCCACGCCGCCAUUACCGCCACCUAGCCUCGUACCUGCACGCCGUCGACCGUGUGGUUCACGUCACCAGCGGCGCAAACACCUACCCGCUCCCGCCGGCCAUCCCGGACAUGUCCACCAUGACCCUGCUGUCCAAUGGCGGUGCCAAUGACCAGGAGAACCCGGCCGCGGCCGUGGCCUGGAGCAACUCGACGAACUCGGUCGCCUCAACCGUCGGCACGGACGAAGCCCUCGGCGGCGCCCUACUAACCCCGAUUCCCUGGCUCACUCGCCGUGUGAGCCCGGGAUCCUCCUCACCGGGCUCUUCCAACGGGGGUGGCCCGGCUGAGAUCCGCACCGAGUCGACAGAGACCAUUGACGGUCCUAACGGUGUCGGCAGCAUCGAGACGGUCAGCGUUAGCGUCAACGGCAUACCGUCUAUGGGUGCGAGUAACAGCAACCGCGCGAUAACACAAGGUGAGUUACUGCGACAGGAGCAGGAGCAGGGCGUCGUUCCAGUCAACCAACUAGUGCGACAAGCAGAAGAAGCACAGCAUGCCGCAGCCCUGCGGAGCGGGGAUGACGGUAGAGCCGCCAGCCCCGAGCGGCAGGACCAGGAACAGCAGGGGCGGGAGCAGAACACCGGCGCCGCCGAAGAAGAGAACGAGGUUCCGCACGCUCGCGGGCCCGAGGAGAUUGGCGUCGGCGAUCUCGGCCCGCAGAGCGAGACGACAAGCUUCACCAGCGGCGGACCCAGCCUCGAGAUGCAGGGCAUCGACGUCGAGGCCGCGGUGGGCCGAAAGGCCGAGCAAACGCAUGCCACGCCCUCGCUCGAGGAUGCGGAGAAGGAGAACACCGCUGCGGCCGCCACGGGGGAGGAGGGGUCUGCCGAGGCAGCUGUCGACGACGCGGCGUCCGAUAUGAGCGUCACGUCGCAUCCAAAGCGCGACGCCGACGAGGAGCUCGACGGCCUCGCGAGCAAGAAGGUCAAGGAGCAUGAGGGCGACGUGGCUGGGGGCGCGCCAGAGGCCGCCACGGCUGACUCGUCGGGGAAGGGGGGGGUGGAGGAGGAGGAGGAGGGCAAGGCGGUGAAGAACGAGAUCGUGACGACUGGAGCCGAGACCGCCGCAGCUGAGCCAGAGACGAAGACGGAGGACACCGCAGCGGACAGUUGA
Molecule: messenger RNA, 1608 nt
Organism: Colletotrichum graminicola M1.001
Lineage: Eukaryota; Fungi; Ascomycota; Sordariomycetes; Glomerellales; Glomerellaceae
Exons: 3
Coding region: 1-1608 (535 amino acids)
Biological process (GO): protein dephosphorylation
Cellular component (GO): nucleus; cytoplasm; protein phosphatase 4 complex
Molecular function (GO): protein phosphatase regulator activity
Source: RefSeq, a predicted model, not a curated record